GACGUAUACACGGAGGACAUUUCACACUUGCAUACGUCUACACAGGCUCACGAGCCUUUCGCCUUUAUAAAACAUUAUGCGCAAAUAUUACAGAGAAAAAGACGAGACGGUACGAGGCUCGAUGUUUUUUCUUUUAAGAUAUUUGACCAUCGAUUUUUCUCGAAUGACGUGUUUUUGUGCCUCUGUAAAGGAUUUCGCGUUUUCAACACGUGCGAGACAAGGCUAUGAAAUAGAAUAAAGAAGAAGAAGAAGGAGUGAGAGAGAAGUAUCUACAUCUCGUGGCGCCCCGUUGUGUUUUUUUACGGAAAACUGUGCUCGGAAUCUGCGUGAACUUUGAGAGUGGAAGAUAAUGUUGAACAAAUGGGGGAAGAACGAAAUUUUGUGGAAAACGAUGAAUGAUUAGCGAAAGAGAAAAUUUGAUCUCUAUGCAUUUCACCUCGUCUGAUCAGUGAAAUUAGUGAAGAAGCAAACGAGAAGAAGUUUGAAACUGGAACGAACUUCAAUGGACAAACAAGUUUUAUCCCAAUCAAACCGGAUUGGGAAGAAUAGGAAGAUCUCUGCAAUAUCCAACGGAAGGGACAUUCGUCGAGGACGAAAGAAUCUUCGACAAUUCAAUCGCUGCAAGACGAUUUCGAAAAGAAAUAACAGUUCUCAGACGUGUUUGAAACUGAAACGUCCUCUCCUCUUCACGAGAAUUGGCUGUCGUUGAAUAUUUAUAGGAGAUUCGACGUUUGGAGAGUAGGUUGAAAACCGAUCGUUCCUUAGGAGUGACAACGGCGAGCUAAAAAAGCAGGAACGCCUAAGGUUUCUAUUCUUCGCCGGUAGAUUACGCAUACGGUUAACGAGAAGGAGAUAGGAAUAUCUGGGCAUGCACGUGAACGAGUGAGAAGGUGCCGUGUCGAAAAGUGAACCUGGUGUUCGAGGGCGAAAAGGAAACGACAGUGUGCUCGGUCGAUAAGAAGAGUCGCGUAAAGUGCCAAGAAGAUCAGAGAAAACAAAGUGUACUUAAUUUCGUUAUUAUUCCUCUUGCACGACGGUGUGAUCUUGUGUCGGUGACGUGGCAAUUCCAUCGUAGAGGACACUCCGAAUGUCGGUAAACGAAGAGGAAACACACGAUAGGACGAUGCGAUUAAGAACGCGUGUUCGGUCAGUGAGUGUCGGUCGAGGAAAGGAAACUAUUCGUCUUCGUUGAUUUUUCACUUUUCCGAUCAACACGGGACGGAACGCGAAGUGACCAAGAGUGAAGCGAAAUAUUACGUUUUUUUGUUCGUUCUUUUGCGGAUUCGCGAGUUACUAGGUACUUGAUUCUCUGUGCUUUCGAAUUCGACGGAGAAACACGGGUUUUCCGUUCUUUCCGGAAGAAAGAAGAAAAGAUUUCACGAAUUGACGAAUUGCAAUAGUGUCAGUGGUGAUAAUAGUGGUGCGUUCGUUGAUCGUCGGUGGUGUUAUCUGCAUUAUUGCUUGUGCGGGGGUGUGGUGAAAAGAGGUUAGUGGUGGUGGUGGCACAUCGUGUAAAAAGAGAACACUCGACUGUGACUCUUAACUCAUUACCACGGAUCUCCCUCGGCAAUUUGACGCCACAGCCAUCCUCGAUGAGAGGAGGCACAUGUCCAUUGCUGCCGCUGAAAAUGCAGGGCCUAGCCCGUGUGAACUACAGGACCCACUGUGGGUCAAAAUGAGUGCGAUUACUGGCAGCAUCACCAAGAAGAGAAAGAAAUCAGAUGCCAAGCCUCAGUCGCAGAUUAACAAGUGCCUUAACGAAAAAAGACGACGGAACCAGGAGAACCUGUUUAUCGAUGAGCUUGCCGAGCUGAUUUCCGCCACGGACAUGAGCUCUGGCAAGACUGACAAAUGCCAGAUCCUUCAGAGAACCGUCGACCAGAUUCGGCACAUUAGGCAACAGGAAGGCUCGAAUAGUCAUGCCGUACAACAGGGGGAAGUGUCUUCUUCGAAUCCUAACAUACUGUCCAACGAUCAAGUUGGUCCUGUUUUACUCGAGGCGCUAGAUGGCUUUCUAUUUGUUGUAAAUACGGAGGGACGAGUGGAGUACGUAACAGAUAACAUAACGCAGUACAUAAAUUACACGAAGGACGAUGUGCUCGGCAAGGAUAUUUAUAAUAUUAUUCAUCAUGGAGACCACAACACCUUCAUGCCGAGCUUGUUGCCUAUGCCAUUAGGCUGGACGAACGAGCAGCAGCCCCAAAGGAACCGUACCUUCAAUUGCCGCUUCUUGGUGAAGCCUCCCGAUGAUAAAGAAGAGACUAUGGAAGAGAAGCAGCAACGAGUAUCGAAAUACGAGUCUAUGCAAAUCUGUUCAGCUCUUUUGCCAAAUAAUAGCGAUCGUCUGGAGAGCGGUGACGUAUCCUCUGAAUCUUCGGACAACAGUCCUUGCGUAAUGUGCGUGGCUCGCAGGAUACCCCCGAACGAGAAGUCCAUUGGUCCGCCCAUCGAGCAGUUCACUGUCAAGUUGGACACCACGGGGAAGAUUAUCGCGGUUGAUGUUAUCUGGUUGUCGCCUCCUUACUCCGAGUACCUAAGCAAGGAGCUGAUUGGCACUACGAUAAAGGACUUGUGCCACCCUCAUGAUCUCAGUAAGCUAACUGCACAUUUGAACGAUACGCUUCAAGUCGGAGAGAGUACCAGUGGUGUGUACCGACUACGCGUUAGUCCUGAUAAGUUCCUUAACAUUCAAACAAAGUCAAAGCUUUUCAAAGCAAAUGUGAUGAAUACACUUGUUACCGACUUCAUUAUGGCCACCAAUACCAUCAUUGGGGACAAUGACUUAACGCCUAUCGAGGGUGGUCAGCUUUCCAACAACAAAGUGUGCUCCGGACACUCUAGUAACCGUUGUGCGAAUAAUAGUAAUAAUAAUAAUGGUAACAAUAACAAUAACGUGGGUGGCCCGCUGAUGUCCGUGGCGCAUCUAAACGGUCAAGUGAGUGGUAUCAGUAGUCGGGGGUUGGCGGGCACGUCGUCGCACACCGGUUCCGGCGCGACAUUGUCAAACUCGAUAGUGUUUAACGCGGCCGAGUCCUGCACCCCCCUGCCGUCGCUAAGUACCAGUAAUCCGUUCAACCACUUUUCGGGGAACAUGGACUUGGAAUUCGAGCUCUUCCCCAGUUCCACGUGGGACUUGGAUAGUAGCAGCGGGUGGGCAGAUAGGCCCGAAUCGAGAGCGAGCGGGCCACCAAACUCACGACCAUCUUCCCAGCCAGCCCCGACAUCUCCGAGUCCCCAGGGAACGUUCUCCUCUAAUUCGGCGGUGGCGCCUCACUGCAGUCCCCUACGCGCGUUCAGCCCGACUUCAGGCAACGCGGCUCACACCUUCAGUAAUUCGUUCCCCUUCAGUCCGCUUCAGGAAUCACAGACGUCCUCCUUGACGAACAGCGCUGCUAGUAGUGUUAGUGCCACCGGAGCAGCAGCCGGAUUGACGCCCAAGAGACAGGAUGAAGGGAAGACCGGAUGCUCGACCACCAACCAAUCCACCAUGGAAAGCAGCAACGCGAGAAACAACGCGGGCUCCGUCGCUGGAACAGCAGCCGCAGCCGCGGCUGGCCAAACAGGAGUCUCCGCGGCCGUUGUCGAAACUCAGAACAGUGUUGUGUCCACCGAGUCCGGUAGACUGAGAGACUUGUUGACCAAGGGGACUAGUGCUAGUGAGGACAGUCAGGACAAUGCGAAUAACGAUUCCGAGAGCCAAAAUAAGCAUAGGAUAUUAAAGAUCUUGUUGAAUCAGCAAGACGAGGACGAUUUUCAUCCGGAGCAUAAUAAUAAAGUGCACACGAGUCCUAGCAACAUGCCGAAACCGAGCAUGGAGCAUUCGAAACCUUCGCUUGGAAAUAAUAUGCUGUUACAGAAGCUAUUAAACGAAAAGAACGACGACGAGGACGAAGAAGCUCGCGCCGGAUUGAAGAAGAGGAACGAACUCCUACAAGAGCUUCUGAAAGACCAAGAUGACGAGAGGAAAGUACAAGGGCAACAGUGUAAGUCACAAACUCGGGAAGAGGAUUCUCUGUUGCGAAGUCUUGGAUUCCGGAACACCACGCCAUCACCGUCUCAAUCGAGCGACAACGUUGGCCUCGGUGGCACCACUCAGGUCGGUCAGAAGAGACCUGGCGAAGACGGUGACUUGAAUAUAGCAGCGAAACGACCCAUGGAUGGGUCACACCAAGUAUCCUCUUCCGGCACGUCAACCAAUGCCACCAGCAAGCUCUGGGAGAGGAAUAAGAUGUUAGCUUCGUUAUUGGCUAAGCAGCCUCCUCAGCCAACCACUAUCCCACCAAUACCUGCGUCUGUGAUAUCGGCAACGCCUCAGGAUAAGCUGGUUCGCCUAGGAUUGAAAUCGCAACAGCCGCAGCAGCAAUCACAGUCACAGUCCCAGCCACAACCGCAGCAGCAACAACAACAGCAGCAGCAACAACAACAACAGCAGCAACAGCAGCAGCAGCAACAACAGCAGCAGCAGCAACCUUGGACAGGUGGCAGCAUGCAGUCGGUUGGUGGCAAUAACACGAUUACGACAACCGCUACUACCACACGAACUCCUCUCCAAAGCCAGUCGAGACAACUACCUCGUCAAACAACCAAUACCUACCUCACUCAUAUGCUAAGUCAGCAACAAAGACCUCAAAUGGGUCAAAUGGAUUCGGAAUUUGCGGGCAGCGGGGAGUAUCGUCAAAGGAGCACCGAUCCUAGUAGUUGGAAUAACCAGUCAUCAGACCCUGAUCUUUCCGAUAUUUUAGAUCAAGUUAUCGAGAUCGUACCGGAUGAAGCUAUUACAGAUUCGUCUGCGAUAGCAAAUCUCCUAGAUGUAAUCGAAACGCCGCAGGACAACGCGCUGAACGAGAAAAUGGCGAUUAACGCGAUACAGAAGUCGUUGAUGUUAUGCGAGACUGCCGUAAAUCCAACGUCUUCCACCAUAACAAUUCCUGGCACGCCUCCAGCUUACUCCACCGCAUUGGGUACCACACCUGUAACGACGAGUCAUAGUUACCAACCACCACCGAUGUAUCAGCAACAGCCAAGGAUGAGGUUUAACACGCAACCAGGCGUCAGGCAGACGACCGCUCAAUUCACGCAGCAGCAACAAUUACAGUUGCAGCAACAGCGAACGAAACUGAUACAGCAGCAGCAGCAGCAACAAUUGAAGCAGAGGUUGUUGCAGCAACAGCAGCAGCAGCAAUUACUCAUUCCUUCCAAUGCUACAGCUACGGACCAAAUUACCACCGGCAUUCACAAUAUCGAUAAUCUUCUAAACAAUACUGUUGCGCCAAAUGUAUCGUUGCAGCGGUCGAGUGUCCCAGAUUCACAAGUGUCUCCAGGUUAUGGGGGAUCCGUCCAGAUGCCUUCCGGUCACCGACUUGCUCAUUCGUACUCUCAUCCUUCAACGUUACCACAACACCCUAUCGUAAACAGUAAUUUUAACAGUGGUCAACAAGUGUCUGCGGCUGCACGACUCUCGCCGCAUUCUCCCGCUGGUAUUUUGUCAUUCUCACAUCCGCAGCCGCUGUCACCACGAGUGACGCAAGGCAACUAUGGUAAUACCCCGAGGUUAUUCGCCGUUAACCAGGUGAGAUCGCAACAACAGCCUACCGCUCAGCAGCAGUUGCAGCAACAACAAAGAUCGAUGCCGUCGCCAGGGACACCAGCAUCUGCUCGGCAAUCUCCGUUUCCGGCGGAAACCUUUCCCCCACCUACGUCUCCUACAGCUAGCCAAUUUCCACCUGGUCCUAAUCCUGGUGCACCAAAUCCUUCAGCCCAAUAUCGGUUGCAACGGACCACGUCUACACCUUCAGCUACGACUCAGUUGCCAGGUGGGGUAGGUUCGCCCCGGCACUACGGCGGAGUGAGUAAGGAACAACCUCUUCUUUCACCUAGUCAUCCACAUUCGGGUUGCAACCCGGCAACACCGACUCACAAUCAACACAACGUAACGAAUACCCAACAACACUUCUCCAACCAACAACAUUCUUCUAUGAUAUACCACACGACCGCCAAUACUAUCAACACAGCUGACAUGCAGAACAAUCAGUUCUGUUACGAUCGGACGUCUGUUCCACUCUAUUCGUCAGGGCCUGGGGACACGCAGGACGCCAGGCCUUUGCCUCCCGGUAAUCCUGUCAAUCACCAAUUGGGUGGAAACGCUAGCAGCACUUCGGAGUUCGUGAGGCAAGAAUUGAGAGCGAUCGUUGGCGCACGAACGCAACAGCAGCAACAGCAAAGGGUACCUAACAACAUUCAAAACAACCUUUCUGGUCAAGUAUCUCAGGACGAUCUCGAAGCACUCGGUCUGACGUUCGAAAUGUCUUCUACAGGUGAGGCUGUGGUUAGCGAUGGCCCUGCCAAGAGCUGGGCCAUUGGGAGUGCCGGAAGUGCCCCCUCGUCCUCCAGGACUUCUAUGGAGGAAGUGGCUCGAGGUGAUCCGAAGGUGAACCAGUCGUCACUGUUACAGAAACUGUUGUCCGAGUGACUGCCGGCCAACGCUUUGCACGGUAAAGGAAUCUAUGUAAUAUACGUUUGAACGCGAAACCAGAGACAGGAAGAAAGAAAAAGAAGCCAAGGAACGUGAGAACGGAAAAGGAAAGGGAGAAAGGAAAAGGGAAAAAGGCAAAGAAAGAUAAAGAUGGAAAGGAAAUCGAUCACACAUACACGCAUGUACACCCUAUACGUAAUGGAUACUAAUUGUAUUAUAUGUAAACGCUGCAUCACACGAAGUCAGUAUUCAGAUACGUAUCACCAAAUACAAUUUCGAAGGAGGAUAAAGAAAGCUAGACCGCUGCGCCGUGCUCUCCGUGGCCUCUAUGGCGUUGGAACAGCUCGAAAUCGCGGAGCAUGUCACGGAAUGUCGACCAGUGCAUCGACGUUAAUCUCAUUCGAACUCGAAGGACCAAAAGUUUCCGUUUCUCGUUUGGCUGUGUCGAGAUUUUUCGGUGAUCGUAUUAGAUUGUCCUCGGCCUCGUUAACGUCGAGACGAGACCGUCUCGGUUUCAGUGAGGAAUGUACGAGGAGCCCGUGGAUCGGUGUUGGCGAACGAUCGAAGCACGACAGCGGAUCGAAAUUCGUGAAUUUUAAAUGUAAAACAAGAAGUGGAAUGUUGAUAUCGCGGUUCGUUGAACAUAGGUUGGAAAUAGGGAUGGGGCGCGG
Eufriesea mexicana is the source of this 7143-nucleotide messenger RNA. RefSeq names its product nuclear receptor coactivator 2. The transcript is spliced from 22 exons. Gene Ontology annotation, biological process: cellular response to hormone stimulus; positive regulation of transcription by RNA polymerase II. NCBI's taxonomy places the organism in Eukaryota, Metazoa, Arthropoda, Insecta, Hymenoptera, Apidae. The record is from RefSeq and is a predicted model, not a curated record. Gene Ontology annotation, cellular component: nucleus. Gene Ontology annotation, molecular function: protein dimerization activity; nuclear receptor binding. The coding region runs from base 1607 to 6469 and encodes 1620 amino acids.